Molecule: messenger RNA, 1734 nt
Organism: Lodderomyces oxycetoniae
Lineage: Eukaryota; Fungi; Ascomycota; Pichiomycetes; Serinales; Debaryomycetaceae
Gene: GNP1
Product: amino acid transporter
Exons: 1
Coding region: 1-1734 (577 amino acids)
Biological process (GO): amino acid transmembrane transport
Cellular component (GO): membrane
Molecular function (GO): amino acid transmembrane transporter activity
Source: RefSeq, a predicted model, not a curated record
AUGGGUACAUAUAAUGAAAAGUCAAGUUCACCAGAGGUAAAGCCAAAUGAUUUUGUUAGUUUUGAAUCGGAGUCUCCAUAUACGUCGACCCAUUCCUUAAACGAAGAAAAAUCAAAAGUCAAUAGGUUUAUCGACACGUUUAGGCGAAAACAGGUUGAUGAAACUGAUAAGGAUGCAAUAGGUAAACAAUUGGCAAAAGGCAUAAGUUUGCGCCAUUUGAUUUUAAUGUCCCUUGUUACAGGUAUUGGUACUGGUCUUUUAGUUGGUACAGGGUCUGUUUUGCACAAAUCGGGACCUUUGUUUCUCAUUAUUGGUUUCGCGAUAGUUGGAUCAUUUGUAUACCCAACAUUACAAGCUGCUGGAGAAAUGGCUGUUAAUUAUUCUGAAUUAUCAGGAGGGUACAACAAUUACCCAAGAAGAUUUGUAGAUGAGUCAUUAGCAUUUGCAAUUACUUGGAACUAUUGUAUACAAUGGUUAUCGGUGAUAUCUAUUGAAUUAGUCACCGCCGCCAUGACAAUUAGUUAUUGGAAUACAUCCAUUAAUGCAGAUGUGUGGGUCACGAUAUUUUAUGUGUUUAUUCUAGUUGUCAACUUUAUUGGUUCAUCCGGGUAUGGUGAGCUUGAGUUUUUCAUUGGAAGUUGCAAAGUUAUGAUGCUUGUGGGAUUUAUCAUUAUGGGUAUCGUUGUGAAUGUUGGAGGCGGGCCCAAACAUGAAUUUAUUGGUGGUAAAUAUUGGAAAGAUCCUGGCUAUUACACGAAUUUCAAGGGAUUGUGUACCGUUUUUGUAACAGGAAGUUUUGCCUUGGGUCAGUCGGAGUUUAUUGCAUUGAGUGCCAGUGAACAAUCCAAUCCUGGAAAGGCUAUUCCCAUUGCCACAAAAUUGGUUGCGUAUCGUAUUGUUGUGCUUAUGCUUGGAAGUUUGACUUUAGUUGGUUUACUAGUGCCCUAUAACUCUGAUAGGUUAAUGGGUGCAUCGGGUUCUAGUAGUACUCAAGCAAGUCCUUAUGUUUUGGCUGCAGCCUUACACGGCGUACGAGCAGUUCCUUCAAUUAUCAAUGCAGUUAUUCUUAUGUCAGUUACGUCGGUUGCAUCUUCGGCUUUAUACUCAUCAUCAAGAACAUUACAGUCAUUAUCGGAACAAGGGUUUGCACCAUCAUGGUUCAAUUACAUUGACAGAAGCGGAAGACCGUUCCGCUCAUUGGUUGCGUGUUCAAUCGUUGGGUUAUUCUCAUACAUUGCUGCCUUUAAAGACCAAAAGGCAGUUUUCAAUUGGCUCUUGGCGAUUUCAGGUUUAUCACAGAUAUUCACUUGGGCCGGUAUUUGUAUUUCACAUGUGAGAUUCCGUGCAGCUUUGAAGUACAAUAAUAUUUCUACCGAUUGUUUGGGUUACAAGGCUUCAACUGGGGUCAUUGGUUCUUAUUAUGCGAUUAUUUGGUAUGUGCUUGUAUUGAUUGCUCAGUUUUAUAUUGGGUUAUAUCCAAAAGGAGAGGGGAAACCCAAUGCAGAGAAUUUUUUCCAAUCUUAUUUGGGAGCAAUUGUGUUGCUCGCUUUCUACUUUGCUCAUAAGAUAUGGACACGCAACUGGAAAUUGUAUAUUCCUUUAAAGGACAUUGAUAUUAAUUCGGAUAGGACAAUCUUUGAUUCAGAGGUGUUGAAUCUUGAAAGAGAAGAAGAGAAGGAGCAAUUCAAAAAGGCGCCCUUUUAUAAGAAGGUGGCUAAGAUAAUGUUUUUGUAG